Messenger RNA from Brienomyrus brachyistius, 3643 nucleotides. Its product is annotated as sodium-dependent neutral amino acid transporter B(0)AT1-like. Gene Ontology annotation, cellular component: membrane. The transcript is spliced from 12 exons. Gene Ontology annotation, biological process: sodium ion transmembrane transport. NCBI's taxonomy places the organism in Eukaryota, Metazoa, Chordata, Actinopteri, Osteoglossiformes, Mormyridae. The coding region runs from base 425 to 2329 and encodes 634 amino acids. The record is from RefSeq and is a predicted model, not a curated record.
GUAGCGGCAUAUUGUGGGCUGUUGGAAGUCAAAAGCAACCCAAAGGAAAGAGAAAAAGUCGUUAAUAAGCGUUUAAUUAGCACAGGAUGAUUCUGCACAUUUGCCUGUUCCAAAUGCCCCCAUAUAACCAGACCCAUGAAAUUCUUAUCAAGCGAUUGGUUUUUAUAGAAAAGCCAUUUGCUAACAAAAAUCAGCCUGGUUACACCCAUAAUCAGUGCUCACCUUCCUAUUCGGUAUCCUGCUGACGAGCUACAAAAAAGUGAUUUAUGGAGAUAAAUAAAAAUGUAAAGAAGGUGUGGGGGGGGAGUCGGACGCUAAAGGUCACUAUAAAUACACAGAGACUUCGCACUCGCACUCAGAGUGUCACCGACACCGAGGGAAGCAGGUAACCAUCACCUCCAGCCCCAGAAGAUCCCCAGGAACCAUGAAGCUGCAGCUGCCCAACCCAGGUCUGGAGGAGCGGAUCCCGUCUCACCAGGAGCUGGAGAAGAUGGAGGUGGAGGAGGCCGGGGACAGACCCAAAUGGGACAAUAAGGCUCAGUACAUGCUGACCUGUGUGGGCUUCUGUGUGGGUCUGGGUAACGUCUGGAGAUUCCCCUACCUGUGCCAGAGUCACGGAGGAGGUGCGUUCAUGAUCCCAUUCCUGAUCCUGCUGGUCCUGGAGGGAAUCCCUCUGCUGCACCUGGAGUUUGCCAUUGGCCAGCGACUCAGGAAGGGCAGUGUGGGGGUCUGGACGUCCAUUCAUCCCUACCUCACUGGUGUGGGAAUCGCCUCCAUGUUUGUGUCCUUCCUGGUUGGACUGUAUUACAACACCAUCAUUGCCUGGGUCAUGUGGUACUUCUUCAACUCCUUCCAGGAGCCACUGCCAUGGAGUCAAUGUCCUAUUUAUGAAAACAGAACAGGCCUGGUGUCAGAGUGCGCCAGGAGCUCCCCAGUGGAUUACUUCUGGUACCGGGAGACCCUCAAUACUUCAAAAGUCAUAGAGGAUUCUGGCGGCCUGCAGUGGUGGAUGAUUCUGUGCCUGAUAUGUGCCUGGACCGUUCUCUAUGUCUGCUGCAUCAGGGGCAUUGAGACCACUGGCAAGGCUGUGUAUGUGACCUCCACGCUGCCAUAUGUGGUCCUCACCAUCUUCCUGGUUAGAGGACUGACACUGAAAGGUUCAGUGGAUGGAAUAAAGUUCCUCUUCACUCCAGAUGUAGCUGAGCUGGCAAACCCCUCGACCUGGCUGGAUGCUGGAGCCCAGGUGUUCUACUCAUUCUCCUUGGCCUUUGGGGGUCUCAUCUCCUUCUCCAGCUACAACUCAGUGCAUAACAACUGUGAGCAGGAUGCGGUAAUUAUUUCCAUAAUAAAUGGCCUCACCUCUAUCUACGCUGCCACCGUCAUCUACUCCAUCAUUGGAUUCCGUGCCACCGAACGGUUUGAUGACUGUCUUGGGGGGAAUAUAUUGGCAUUGAUGAAUACAUUUGAUCUUCCUGAAGGAAGCAUCACGCAGAGUAACUAUAGUGAAGUUCUGCAGUAUCACAACAUAACGUCUCCAGAUAUUAUUCAAAGUUUGAACCUGAAGACAUGUGACUUGAACACAUUCCUAAGUGAGGGAGUCGAGGGCACCGGUCUGGCCUUUAUCGUCUUCACAGAAGCCAUCACCAAGAUGCCAGUCUCCCCACUGUGGUCCAUUCUCUUCUUCAUCAUGCUCUUCUGUCUGGGGCUCUCGUCUAUGUUUGGAAACAUUGAGGGCGUGCUAGUGCCUCUGCAAGACCUCAAAGUCAUUCCCAAGAACUGGCCCAAGGAAGCCAUCACAGGUUCAAUAUGUGUGGUCUCCUGCAUCAUAGCUCUGAUAUUCGUGCAGAGGUCCGGUAAUUACUGGCUGGCUCUGUUUGACAACUUUGCUGGUUCUAUCCCAUUACUGAUCAUCGCCUUCUGCGAGAUGGUGUCUGUGGUUUACAUCUAUGGGAUAGACAGGUUCAAUGAUGACAUCAGGUUCAUGAUUGGCCACAAGCCCAACAUCUUCUGGCAGUCGACAUGGAGGUUCAUCAGCCCAUUAAUCAUGCUGGUCAUCUUCCUCUUCUACUUCAUCACCAAAGUCAGUGCAGAACUCACCUACAUUGUCUGGAACCCCGACUCGCCAAGCUUUCCCACCCAGGAGAAGAUUCCAUAUCCAGACUGGAUCUACACAAUAAUCGUCAUCCUGGCUGGGGUUCCCAGUGCAGUUAUUCCCGCCACAGCCUUGUUUAAAUUCAUCAGGAGGCGCUGCUGCUCAAGAAGCAAUAAGCACGAGUCAGACUCCGUCAGCACCAUCUCUGAUAAAGUGCAGAUGAGCCUGGACCCAUAGAGCCCAGCCGAACAUCUCAGCGAAGGCUCGAUGGCCGGAAGGAAACCGGAGCGCUUUCAGAGACUGGAAACACUUGGAACAGAACGGGUUCGCAGGAAGUUCAAAAAGUGACAGAAAUGCACGCAAUAACAGAGGAAAAUUUACUGAGGACUUAUUAAUUAGCAGCUGAUUUUAACGGGGCUUUUGUUUUGGCAAACUGUGCUUAAAAUUCUUUUUGAGCAUUUUCAUAACACGAUGGAAAGAUAGAUCAAGACUAAAUAUAGACCUUCUAUUAUUGCUGUACCUGAAACUUCAUUUUCCAAAGACCCUGUGCUCAAAAAAACCAGUGACUGGCUCUUCAAGUUGCCUUUGUACUGUUGUAAUGGACUGGUGCCUAAUGAGAGAUGUGCACCAACUUCAAUCCUAAACCACAUCCAUCCCAUCCAUUUCCUGUAGCCGCUCAUCCUAUUCAGGGUCAGUGGGAAGCUGGUCCAGAGCCUCUUCCAGGGCAGCAAGGCAGGGUACAUCCCAGGAUGGGGUGCUACCCCAUCACAGGGCUCAGUCACACCCCAUUCAUGCCUACGGGCAAUUUGGUAACUCCAGUUAACCUCAGAAUGUUUUUGGACUGCGGUGGGGAACCAGAGCACCUGGAGGAAACCCCUCGAUGACACGGGGAGAUCAUGCAAACUCCACACACACGGAGUUACGGCAGAGACUCGAACCCGGGUCCCGGCAGUGUGAGGCAACGGUGCUAACACUGCGCCACACUACCUCCUUAUUUCUCCUCUUAUAUUAAAACAUCCUUGUUAAUGUAAAUUAAAACCUUUUGCUAAAAACAAUCACUGACUUUGGUACUUUGAUUUACUUUCUUUUUAAGUAUAGGAAUAGCUUCCUUUUGGUUCGUUUCUCUAAAUUGUAAAUCGAGAUUUUUUUUCUGAUGAAUUGUUUCUUCCUCAGUGCUGUUGACUGGCUGUAAAUGAGUCCUCUGGUCCUUGUGCUAAAGGUCGCUAAAGACACACAGACACCACACUUUGAGGCACGCAGACAGCGAGCCAAUUUACCAACUUACCAGUACUGGAUGAUAAUGAACAAGAAACUGCAGCUGUUUUAAAUAUUUCAGGGUUAAUCAUUACCAAGUUACUGUUAUAUCCUCACCUUUUUAGUGAAUAUUACGAAACUGGAGGUUAAUCUCAUGGUUACCUCAGCAGUUUCGAGCAGCAUGGUUUGAGGUCAGAAUAGUACUGUAGUAAGUAUGGUAAAAUUUGGAGUUAUUUGGUAUGCUUGCAUGCUGUCCUCAUGUGUCUACUUUGCACAAGGCCAUGUGACAAGGGCUGG